This is a messenger RNA of Closterium sp. NIES-65, 1197 nucleotides long. The record is from the annotation of a GenBank genome assembly. NCBI's taxonomy places the organism in Eukaryota, Viridiplantae, Streptophyta, Zygnematophyceae, Desmidiales, Closteriaceae.
AUGGCUACCCCUAGUGUCCUCGCUUUUGACGCUGAGGGUCGAGCCAUUGACUUUGACGUCUGGGUAGAUGACCUGCAGCUGUUCUUACAGUGCGAUAGGGCAGACGGUCUCUCUCUCUUUGACCUCACCUCUUGCGCCUCUCCUGCCCCUGCUGCUGAUGCUGACGCCACUGUUUGCUCCCAGUGGGCCACGCGCGACGCUGCUGCACGUCUUGCUGUGCGUCGCCACCUCCCUACCUCCGAGCGUGCGCACUUUAGUCAGUACAAGAGUGCUCAGACCUUGUACGACGCUGUAGUUGCGCGCUACUCCUCCCCUGCCACUGCUGCACUGAGCCGUCUCAUGCUACCGUACCUCUUCCCUGACCUUGCUGCCUUUCCCACAGUCGCUGACCUCAUUACCCACCUCCGCACUAGUGACACUCGCUGCCAUGCUGCGCUUCCUGCUGACUUCUGCGCCAAGAACCCCCCCCCCAUGUACAUCACUCUCUACUACAUAGUCACUCGCCUCCCUGACUCCCUUCGCGUAGUCAGGGACCACUUUCUCUCGGUCUGUCCCACCACACUCAGUGUUGACCUCCUCGAGAAGUCCCUCCUAGCGGCCGAGAAGAGCAUAGUCGCUGUAGGGGCCUCUCGUGGUGACCCGCGCACCCCCAUCUUUGAGGGGUUCUCCCCCUCCCCCCUUCUGCCCUCUGUUGCCUCUGCUGCUACGGCCGACCUCCUUGGUCUUGAGUCGGUCGGUGCGGCGUCCGCCCCUAGCGGGAGACGCCGCUCUGGCAAGGGCAAGGGGGGCAAAGGCCGGGGUGGGGGUUUUGGUCCGUGCACCUACGUCCUGCGCACCGGCGACCGUGCGGGUGAGCAGUGUGGGGGUGCGCACCCCACCCAGCGCUGCUUUGGCCGCCUGACGGACGCGUGGCGUCGCCAGUUCCCGGAGGCCACAGAGAUCCCUCGCUGGGGCGAGCUGUCUAGGGCGGGAGUUGCUAUUAAUGAUCUUGAUUUUGAUGCUAUUCUUUCUGCCAUGUAUGCUGUGUCUAUUAGUGAUGAGGGUGACUGUUACCGGUGUUUCCCGCCCGAUUCGGGCAUUGGGACUGCUGCUCUAGGUACUGGUGAGGCUGCUGCCCCAGGUGCUUGUGACGCUGCUGCUCUAGGUGCUAGUGCGUCUGCGUCCUCAGGUACUGGUGAGUCUGUUGAACAAGAAUGA